GUUCACCGAACAAUAUUAUCACCAUUCAUUGAACAGUAAUCCCGUCCAUCACCUAUUCACAUCUCAACUUGUCUUCCCGUCUUCCCUUCACCCGUGCUUUCUCAUGGGAUUCAUACUUCGCCUCACUGCCCCCUCUCGAAUCUCGAUUUGUUAGUCAUCUCCCCCACAUCAAUUUCCAUACUAUCAAUCUCAACUGCUUCCAUCCUCUCCUCCAUCGUCUUCGCCAAGUGACAGACAUGAACGACUUCACCUUUUCAUCUCAUUUCGUUUGACAUUCUCCACCUGUUUCCCCUUCUUACACAAGAGAAGCCCACCUAUUGCCAUAGAACAUCACGAAACAUUACAGUGAGAUGUAAUUAAGAGAUUCGUCAAGCCUCACAGUGGUAUGCUUUAAUUUUUAACAUUUCACAUAAACGAUCGUUAUUUCACACCCAUCUGGUAUAGUUGAACAUCUCCAAGUUUAGUUUCUUUGUAUUUCUUUCUUGAAUUAUUUAAUUUUUGCAUUUCACUUUAAAGUUUUGAGAUUGAAUUUGGAUCAAUACUUUGUUUGGAAUGCGUUUGCUAAAAGUCCUCAAUGACAUUUCUUACUUGUCUGCUCUUUGUGUUAAAAAAUGUCCACUUUUAAUAUGGGGUAGGAUAUUAUGUACGAUGACUACUAAAAAUGUUACUUAUGGAGUAUGUCUAAAUGGCUCAUUUUCAAAGUAGAAGGAUGCAAGGUGGAUUUACUAGUUUUAGCUUUGACUAAAUUGGGUCGUUGUGAUACAUCUCAAUCCUAAGUUAGCAAGCUAAUCCUAAACUUGAAAGUCAGAUGAAUGAACCACCAGGAGCUCGUAUGAGAGUUGGUUUGACUGCCCUAACUAUGGCGGAAUAUUUCCGAGAUGUUAAUGGGCAAGAUGUACUUCUAUUUAUUGACAAUAUAUUUCGUUUCAUCCAAGCGGGAUCAGAAGUAUCCGCCUUACUGGGCAGAAUGCCUUCUGCUGUAGGUUAUCAACCGACCUUGAGUACAGGAAUGGGUUCUUUACAAGAAAGAAUUACUUCCACCAAAGAGGGUUCCAUAACCUCGAUCCAAGCAGUUUAUGUACCUUCAGAUGAUUUGACUGAUCCUGCUCCUGCUACGACAUUUGCGCAUUUAGAUGCAACUACCGUACUCUCAAGAGGUUUAGCUGCUAAAGGUAUCUAUCCAGCAGUUGAUGCUUUGGAUUCAACGUCAAUGAUGCUGCAACCUCGGAUCAUUGGUGAGGAACAUUAUGGAACUGCGCAAAGAGUCAAGCAAACAUUACAACGUUAUAAAGAACUUCAGGACAUUAUAGCUAUCCUUGGGCUCGACGAAUUAUCCGAAGAAGAUCGUUUAAACGUGGCAAGAGCACGAAACAUUGAGCGUUUCUUAUCACAACCUUUUUUCGUAGCAGAAAUAUUUACAGGUUCUCCAGGUGUAUGCUCUCUUACUGUUCUUAGCACUGUGGCUCAUAAUAAACAUAAUGAGAGUUGAAGUUGGGCACUCGCAAAUUAACAUGCUUUGCUCAGGGAGCAGAACAGGGCGAAGGAUCUUGAGUUAUUUGCACAACAUGAUGGCCCAAGUUAUUUCCAUCAUUUGCAAUGGAGCCAAAGAUUCAUUAUUUUUUGGCUUGAGAUUAUGAUGGAAUAUAGCAAAAUGGCUCACUAAACUGUCUGCGCUUCUUUGUUAUGGAGCAACAGUCAGUCAAUGCAAUUUUGGACGCGAUUUUCACUAUGGGUCAUCCGAAAACAAUCUCUUUGUGCUUUAGUACAGGGCUAAGACUGCGUACAUCCGACCCCCUCUUACCCCACCGUAGGUGGGAGCCUUUGCGGCACUGGGGUAAAUGAAAAUGAUGAAAAUGAUGAAAAUGAUGAUGGCUCGAGUCAGUUAUAUGGAAGAUACCAUACUUUCAAGUGAGUGGAUGAUGCUGCUUGCUUGAGUUUUACCCUAUAAUUUUAAAAUUCACAAAAUGAGAGUGGAUUAAUCCUGUAAUUGUAUCAUUAUUACUCAGUAUUAUCAUUAACUCAAUACUUCUCUAUUAUUAACACACAUGACCGCAAUAUUUCAGUUUUCCUUUCACAGCACAUCGAAACAAGCACCUUGCUGCCACAUUGAGAUAUCUCUGUGAUGAUUUGCAAGCGAAAGAACCCCAAACUUGGAGGAAGUGUAGGAAAAGAACAAAAUAGCUAGAUAAGAUUGCUACAAAUGAACUAACUCUUUGCUGGAUGGAUAUUGUGUAGCACAUCUGGUCUCUUAGGUUCACUAAGUAAACCCGUGUUCCACAAAUCCACUUCAUGCAUUGUAUUAUUCCUUGAAAGGUGUUUUAUUUAUCAAAGCCCGAAGUAGGUGUAUAUUUUUUCAAACAAAAUUGUUACA
Cuscuta europaea is the source of this 2371-nucleotide messenger RNA. The record is from the annotation of a GenBank genome assembly. NCBI's taxonomy places the organism in Eukaryota, Viridiplantae, Streptophyta, Magnoliopsida, Solanales, Convolvulaceae.